This is a messenger RNA of Exophiala dermatitidis NIH/UT8656, 798 nucleotides long. RefSeq lists its product as uncharacterized. The record is from RefSeq and is a predicted model, not a curated record. The coding region runs from base 1 to 798 and encodes 265 amino acids. The transcript has a single exon. Lineage: Eukaryota; Fungi; Ascomycota; Eurotiomycetes; Chaetothyriales; Herpotrichiellaceae. Gene Ontology annotation, molecular function: protein binding.
AUGGCCGGCGCGAGCGGUAUCGGUGCCUCUUUUAAGCUGGUGAGCCACGCCGUAGAACCGGAACCAAACCCCGCAAGCUAUUUUGCGGAUUUGGCUGCGUCGACGGACUGGGACGGGGACGGGGACGAUACAAUCAUAUACCACCUUCGUUCACGGAUAAUUCGAAGACAAGAUCCGGCUAAUCCUUCUGUAUCCCUUCCUCGGUUUGAGUCUGUUGCUCGACCACUAUCAGUCCCUGCGGAAGGAACCGAAUUCUUUAUUCCUCUUUCAAUUCUCAAUCAGACUGUCGUGUCACCUCAAAAUGGCUCCGCCUUGCUCCAACUCCCGCCCGAAGUUCUCACUCUCGUCCUAGAACAAGUCAAAAUCCCAUACUUUCAAGUCUGCUUUGCCUUGACUUGUAAGGCCAUGGGUCGAGUCGCAAGCAGCAAGGGUGUGUUGUCACCAUGGCGCGGUUAUCGAGACAAGGACGGUCUGUUUCGCCUAUUGCAGAGGAACCACUACAUACCACAGAGACUGAGAUUGUGUCGGGCUUGUUUCCGCUUCCUGCCAUGGAACGACAACUACUGGACCCUAAAGAUGGAAAGUCCCGAGUUCGACGACAUGAAAGGAAACUGGACUGAUAUUCUCAACUGGUUCGACCCCAAGUCGUACUUGCAACACCGAUGCCCUCACUGUUGCAACGAAGGGUACACCAGCUACAUAGCCGAGAGUAGUUACGCCGAGGACACUGAGAACAAGGGUGCCGACGAUAGACGGUUGAUGUGUCCGCAGUUGCAUCGCCGAAUGGGCAGACCCUGA